Messenger RNA from Nannospalax galili (Upper Galilee mountains blind mole rat), 3865 nucleotides. It is a transcript of the gene Mafg, whose product is annotated as MAF bZIP transcription factor G. Lineage: Eukaryota; Metazoa; Chordata; Mammalia; Rodentia; Spalacidae. Gene Ontology annotation, cellular component: nucleus. Gene Ontology annotation, biological process: regulation of transcription by RNA polymerase II; regulation of epidermal cell differentiation. The record is from RefSeq and is a predicted model, not a curated record. Bases 2389 to 2877 code for a protein of 162 amino acids. The transcript has 3 exons. Gene Ontology annotation, molecular function: DNA-binding transcription factor activity, RNA polymerase II-specific; RNA polymerase II cis-regulatory region sequence-specific DNA binding.
UCAUCAGAUGUGUGUGGGGCCCGAUAGGUGUCUAACCUGGUCGCUUGGGAACGACAGCCUGCUGGUGGUGUGAGCUGAGCCCCCUUCUCUUGGCUGUGUACGUGUUUACUGACCUGCGGGUGGUGGAGCUUCCUGAACGCUCACCCUCCUGUACAGCUUCUCUGGCCCAGGGUUUCAGGGCUGCUUUAGGCUGACCUUGUGGUUUGCACUCAGGAGUGUCCCCUGAGCACGGAGUGCUGAGGCUGCUUGUAGGUGCCACAUGUUUUCAUUUGGGGUGGGAUUUUAUGCUCUAUGAAAAUUCAGGGUCCCACAAGGUGUUUAAACUUUGCAGUCACAUGCUUCAGUGGACAUCAAGUUGUAAGUUAUUUUCAAAUAAUAUCGGUAGUUUUGGGUGCUAGAAAGUCCAGGCUGCUCCUGUAACUGCGAUUUAUAGGCUAAGGAGCAAGGGCCACUGUCUUGCUUGGGACUUAUGUCCAGGCUGGAUGACCUCAGGCGCAGAGAGAAAGGAUGGAGAUGCGGAAACCUUUCCUUCCUGUCAGCCUGUGUGCAUGGCCCAGAGCACCAUCCAGCCUUGUGGCUAUCCAUAGCUGUCAGUACCUGGAGCAUGGCUGAGUGUCCUGGGAGUUGUCUUGAUCAGUCUCUGAUCCUCUUCCUUUCUUCCUUGGGCUCUGAAAAGUGCUCUGAACCAUCCCUCAAUAUGGAUUCACACCCCCAAAAAACUGUUUGCCUAGUCACUGUGUUUCUAGGUUGGCAGAAGGCAGGCAGGUGGCUGGAAUCACUGGCUUUGCUGCGACGUGCCCCUCCCCCCUUUCAUGCACACACACACACACACACACACACACACACCUUUGAUCAGGAGGCAGUUGGCUGCACUUGUGCUGAGUUCAGGCCUUCUGUGAGGUGAAAUCUGUUGAGGAGGCACUUUUCAGCUCCCAGCCACCACACGGCACUUUUCUGUGUGAUCUCAGGAAGUCACCAAUGUCACUGUGCUCAGCAGUCUGAGGGAAGCUCCUGGUGAGGGCAUGGAGCCAAAUCCUCUGAGAACCUUCAGACCCCUUUUUCUGACCUCCUUCCUUCCCCUUUGAUUUGGAAGGCUUUUGCCUCUGAAAUGCUUCUUGUCUGCCCUGGAGAAGUGUCACUGGCUUCCUGCCUACUUCACCUCCCUAUGCAAGGCUGAGUGUUGGGGUCUCUGAUGUGAACUUGUGCUCUCCCUCCUAGCCCACACUUUAGCUUUUUGGAGGGUACAAGCCUCCAACCCCCACACCUAGUCCGUAUCACAGCAUGCUGUUGCCUAAAGUGUCAUAGCCUCCUCAGGAAGAGACUUCACAGGCAGCCCCUCUGCUGUUCCUUCCUCAUUUCCCACUUCUAAGGGGGGGCGUGGCUUGGUCCUUGUCAGUGGGGCUGGUGAGUGUUGGUUGGGCUAUGGGGAUUCCCAGCCUAGGUGUACAAAAAUGCCCUUGGCCAGACAUCAGAAUGCUGAAAAUGGGAUUGAGUGCCAGAAGGGCAGCUGACUACAUGUAGGAGGUAGCCUUUGCUUUUGUUCUCUGGCCUUGUGGUCACUGGCCUAGGCGCAGAGCCAGAGACCAGUUAGUGACAUGGAGGGGCUGGCUUCUGCCAGCUUCUAGCUAACAGUGCUCUCCCUCUGCUAAUUGUGGGGGCCCUUGUGAAACACCAUCGGGUGGGGCAGAGGCACAGGAUGCCGCAACUCAAGCCACAGGAUGGUUACUCCAUCUGUAGAGGAGAUGGAUGGGGAGGCCUGGAGGGGCCUGAGCUCAGCUCCUCCCAGCUGGAUUGCCUGCCACCUCGAAGGUGAGGCUACUCUCCAUCAGCAUGGUUAGAACCUGGUCUACCUUCUGUCAGAAUAGGUAGGGGGCAGCCCCCCCAAGCCCUGGAGGGAGAAAGGACUUUGCCCCAGGCUGGCUUAGGGGAAGAAUGUCUAUGGGAGAUAGGACCCUGGAAUACACUUGUAUAGGCUCCCUGGCUGACCCUUACCUGCUGUUGGCCCCAGCAGCAGGUCUCUGGGGCACUGUUGGCUGGCCUCAGGAGCUGGAGAACAGCUCCAGGAGGGAGGGAGGCAAUGUGCUGAGUCAGCGUGACUCGCCAGGAACAGUGUGCUCUGGGGCAGCACUGGGGUUAUUUUUAAAGCUCCGCUUCCUUCUAGGCUUGCCCUCCCCCUGCCCCAGCCCAGUCCUUCUAAUCUCUCCCCUUGCCCCCUUUGUCUUCUGCCUCCCACACAGCCGGUUCUUCUCCCACCCGGUCAGAUCUCCCUGACCUCCCACCUGGCUCUCUAGGGAAAGGGCCCUGUGAAGCAGCCCAGCUCAAGAGAGGCAAGGCCCCAGGGCUAUCCUCUGGUCAGAGUGCCUGCUCACUGUGCCCUCCCCCCGGGUUAUGACGACCCCCAAUAAAGGAAACAAGGCCUUGAAGGUGAAGCGGGAGCCUGGCGAGAAUGGCACCAGCCUGACCGAUGAGGAGCUGGUGACCAUGUCAGUGCGUGAACUCAACCAGCACCUGCGGGGCCUCUCCAAGGAGGAGAUCAUCCAGCUGAAGCAGCGCCGGCGCACGCUGAAAAACCGUGGCUAUGCCGCCAGCUGCCGAGUGAAGCGGGUGACACAGAAGGAGGAGCUGGAGAAGCAGAAGGCGGAGCUCCAGCAGGAGGUGGAGAAGCUGGCCUCUGAGAAUGCCAGCAUGAAGCUGGAGCUCGAUGCCCUGCGCUCCAAGUAUGAGGCUCUGCAGAACUUCGCCAGGACCGUGGCCCGCAGCCCUGUGGCUCCAGCUCGGGGUCCCCUUGCCGCUGGCCUGGGGCCUCUGGUCCCUGGCAAGGUGGCCGCCACCAGCGUCAUCACAAUAGUAAAGUCCAAGACGGAUGCUCGGUCGUAGGGACACGUGCAAUUGCCAGGCAGGUCUUUGAGGGGCCACUAGGUGUGUGGCAAAGUCAGCAGCCUUGUCCCUCUCCUCUUUCCUUCUCCUCUCCUCUCCCUUCCCCUCUCCCCCUCCUCCCUUCCCUGCAAAGCACAACCUGCACCCCAGGGGCAGUGGGCUGAGCCCCAUCGAUAUCAUCCUUGUCGUCACGCGUGUGUUUUGUACGUUGGGAUUAGUCAGUUCAACAGUGAUGUUGGGUUGCCCCUAACCCUUUGUACCAAGGCCAUGCAGGCUAGGAGUCCAGAGUGGGCACUGUGGAGACAGACAAGCGUGCAAGUGCAAGUGCACUGGGCUUCAGGUCUGCCCUCCUCUCCCCAGUGGCCUGCUGGCUCCACAGGCUGCUAGUCUGCAGUGGGACUUGAGGGCUUUCCCUUCAGAUGCCCGUGGGCCACUCAGCUUGGUGCAGAAGGAAGAGAUGCACUCUGCUCUGAAAAGUGGUAUGUCUUGAAGGCUGUGGAUGGGUAGGCCACCAGCCUGGGCACUGGGGCAGGUACCAUGGUGCUGGAGCCUGGCACAGUGCACUGGAUAAGACCAAAUCGCCAGUUGUGAGUGUGCGUGGAAGGUGUGUCUGUGUCCUGCGAUGGGUCCGGUGUCACUGUUUACAUGACCUGUUUGUGUGGUUAUAUAGCCCUUUAUUUAAAAAAGAAGUUCCUUUUACGAAGUUAUUAAAUUAUAUGUUUAAAAGCUAAAGAGAAAAAGAGCUGCAGAGUAUUUAUAAAAUUGUCUUUAAAAAACAAAAACAAAAAACAACAUUUGACCAUAUAAAUGGAAAAGGAAAGAAAGUAUAAUAGAAACUUUGCUAGUUUGGGGGGAAAAAAAAUCCCUUUCUUGUAAACUUGGGGACAGCUCUGUGGCUGUUGGAGUUUAGUUUUUAUACACAGAGUUAUCAGACAUUGCUUAUAAAACUUAGUUUAAAAAAAAAAAGACAAAAAAAAAAAAAGCCAAG